Phlebotomus papatasi is the source of this 1354-nucleotide messenger RNA. Its product is annotated as epoxide hydrolase 3-like. Gene Ontology annotation, molecular function: hydrolase activity. Bases 228 to 1244 code for a protein of 338 amino acids. The transcript is spliced from 3 exons. NCBI's taxonomy places the organism in Eukaryota, Metazoa, Arthropoda, Insecta, Diptera, Psychodidae. The record is from RefSeq and is a predicted model, not a curated record.
CAGUUACACGGCCAGUGUAUUCCACAUGUAAAAACUUAUCAUCCGGCCAAACGUUCAAAUUGGUGAAAUCUCACUUUCAGUUUCAGUCGUAGCGUGAAUGUUGCUUUGAGUGGUUUCUUGUGAGGUGUUACAAUCAAUAUUGCAAGUUGUAGAGAUAAAGUCGUGUAUUUUUGCGUGUGUUGAGGGAAAUUUGGGAAAAAAUCAUUGCAAUUUCCCAAAAAAGCAAGAUGAAUGUGGCAUUUAUUAUUCGUUUAAUUCUGUCAUACGUCCUCUGUUUGUACUAUAAUGCCAAGUACAUUGUUUUAAUCAUCUUGAGCAUUCUUCUCAAGGGUAGCACGCGAACACUUGAGGUCAAAGAUCGUCCAACUCCACCGGCAAUUCUCCAAAAUCCUCAGUACGGGAAUCACAAGUAUAUCACUGUGAAUGGCAUUAAACUACAUUAUGUGGAGAAAGGCGAUCAAAAUAAACCGCUGAUGCUCUUUGUGCAUGGUUUUCCCGAAUUUUGGUAUUCAUGGCGCCAUCAAAUUGUGGAAUUUUCAAAGGAUUACUGGUGCAUUGCAGUCGAUAUGCGUGGCUAUGGUGAUUCUGAUAAACCUAAAGGCUUAGCUUCUUACAAAAUGGAUAACAUGGUUGAUGACUUGAGGGCCUUAGUAAAGGGUUUAGGACGUGAACGUGUUACUCUUGUCUGUCACGAUUGGGGCGCUGUAAUCGGUUGGCGGUAUAUCCUACGUCAUAUGGAAACUGUGGAGAAGUAUGUGAUGAUUGGGGCACCUGCCAUGGAGGUUUACGGUUGGAUAGCGCAACGGGAGUGGGAUCAGUUCCGUAAGGGAUGGUACGUGUUCUUCUUCAAGGCACCACUUAUACCCGAGAUGGCGCUGCGCACCAAUGACUUAAGCAUUUUCAAAGCUAUGAAGACUGAAAGUACAACAGAUGAGGACAUUGAGGCCUUCAAAUACACCUUUGCUAAACCCAAAGCGCUGACCUAUCCUCUGAAUUACUAUCGUGCCAAUGCAUUUGGUCAGGUGUCGCGUAUUAAGAAGAAGCCAGAGAAAUAUGCUCCUGGUCUGUAUUUGUUGGGCGAGAAGGAGGCAUUCAUAUCCCUAUCUACUGGACCCGCAAUGGAAAAGGUUUAUCCUAAUCUCACGUACAAACUUGUACCUCGAGCCACACAUUUUGCACAGCAAGAUAAACCAACACUGGUCAAUGAGAUGAUGAGGAAUUUCCUCACUUCUUCCACCAAGUAACUUAUUUAUUCACCUGAAACAUCCAUCUGUGCAUUAUGUAUUACUAACUUCCACAACUUCUCUUUUUCUUUCCAUUUUCCAUAAUAUUAAAGUGAAAGUAUUCAUCCUGA